AUGGAGCAAUCACCCACACUCCGCGCCAACAUGAAAAGCUCCAGCAAUCCGGCACCCGUAAAGCAAGAGGAUCAGGAGGACCAAUUCUUCUGGUCGUAUACCGAGGAACCUCAUCGUUCUCGUCGCAUGGCCAUCAUCAAGGCACACCCUGAGAUCCUCAAAUUGUGCGGACCCGAACCGCUGACGAUCCCCCUUGUCCUCGCUGUGGUAGGCCUUCAGUGCACCUGUGCCUACCUCCUCAGCAACACUCCUUUCUGGUCCUGGCGAUUCUGGCUCACGGCAUACAUCAUCGGUGCUACUGCCAACCAAAACCUCUUCUUGGCCAUUCACGAGAUAUCACACAAUCUUGCUUUCAAAUCUGGCUUGGCGAACCGUCUGCUCGCUAUCGUUGCCAACUUGCCCAUUGGCAUUCCCUACUCGGCCUCAUUCAGGCCCUACCAUUUGACCCACCACAAGUCUCUUGGUGUUGACGGUCUCGAUACCGAUCUGCCCACCGCCUUCGAGGCUUUCUUCCUCGAUUCUAUCGCAGGAAAAGCCUUCUUCUGCACCUUCCAAAUCUUGUUCUACGCUCUGAGACCUAUGAUGGUCUAUCAGAUCCCUUUGACCAAGAUCCACGCCCUCAACAUUGUUGUUCAGCUUCUGUUUGACUAUGUUCUCAUCCAGUCAUGGGGAGGCAAGGCUGUCGGAUACUUCAUCUUGAGCAGUUUCCUCGCUGGAUCUCUGCACCCUGUAGCCGGCCAUUUCAUUGCUGAGCACUAUGUCUUUGAUCGUGCUUCGAUCGAGAACAAGCAGGCGCGCGAUGCCAAAAACCGUAUUCCGGUCCCUGAGACUUUCUCUUACUAUGGACCGCUCAACCUUCUGACUUACAACGUUGGCCUGCACAAUGAGCAUCACGACUUCCCAGCCAUUCCCUGGACCAGACUCUGGAAGGUCAAUGAGAUUGCCAAGGAUUUCUACCAAGAUUUGCCUUACCAUCGUAGUUGGGUCGGUGUCGUCUGGCAGUUCAUCAUGGACAAGGAAGUUGGUUUGUGGUGCAGAGUCAAGCGCAAGGAAGGUGGAAGAAAGGUUGGUGCCUGGAAGGAGGAGGAGAUCCAAAACUGA
Aureobasidium subglaciale EXF-2481 is the source of this 1101-nucleotide messenger RNA. RefSeq lists its product as uncharacterized. Gene Ontology annotation, biological process: ceramide biosynthetic process. The coding region runs from base 1 to 1101 and encodes 366 amino acids. Lineage: Eukaryota; Fungi; Ascomycota; Dothideomycetes; Dothideales; Saccotheciaceae. Gene Ontology annotation, cellular component: membrane. The record is from RefSeq and is a predicted model, not a curated record. Gene Ontology annotation, molecular function: sphingolipid delta-4 desaturase activity. The transcript is spliced from 2 exons.